Messenger RNA from Erinaceus europaeus (western European hedgehog), 2029 nucleotides. It is a transcript of the gene RAPSN, whose product is annotated as receptor associated protein of the synapse. The record is from RefSeq and is a predicted model, not a curated record. The coding region runs from base 637 to 1875 and encodes 412 amino acids. Gene Ontology annotation, biological process: chemical synaptic transmission. The transcript is spliced from 8 exons. Gene Ontology annotation, molecular function: protein-membrane adaptor activity; acetylcholine receptor binding. Gene Ontology annotation, cellular component: synapse. Lineage: Eukaryota; Metazoa; Chordata; Mammalia; Eulipotyphla; Erinaceidae.
UCCAGAGUGUCACCUGUGGGUCACAGUUUAUUACCCUCCAGACGAGGACACUGCUGUUCAGAUGUGACCAGGUGAAGGGAGUGGGAUGUGCACGUGACCCACUGCCCCAGGUGCCUGGUCAGUACAGCACAAGGGAGAGGGGGCUCAAGUAGACAAGUCUGUGUGUGUGUAUGGGGGGGCAGGGUUCAGAACCACAGUCGUCCCGGCUCCUCCCCGAAGCCUGUUUCCAGCGCCACCCCAGCCACCCCUUUCUGCAGGCCUCUGCUCCUUGGCAGAGCUGUGGGCUGGGCCUGCCCAGCCAGGCUGGACAGGAGUGCCCAAAAGAUCCCCAGGGGGAAGCCAGGGGUGCAGAGUGCCUGUACCCCUGGGAAGCCACCCCCUGCUUGGGGCGUGGAUGUGGCAGAGGCCCCAUGUAUGACCUUGUGGCUGACAUUCCUCAGUGUCCACGUGGCCCCAACUGGCAGGGACAGCUGCGGGCAGGGGCAGAAGCUGCUUUGUUCCCGGGGUGGCGCCAGCCCUCCAUCCAGGCCCCACUCUGCUCUUUGCCUGGGAGAGUGGAGGAGGCUCCUUGAUAUGAGUGUGUAGAGACCCAGAGCCACCAGGGAUUCCUUCAGCGGGGAGCUUGGGGCUGGAAGGAUGGGGCAGGACCAGGCCAAGCAGCAGAUCGAGAAGGGACUCCAACUGUACCGGUCGAACCAGACAGAGAAGGCACUGCAGGUGUGGAUGAAGGUUCUGGAGAAGAGCGCAGACCUGGUGGGGCGUUUCCGUGUGUUGGGCUGCCUGGUCACAGCACACUCGGAGAUGGGCCGCUACAAGGAAAUGCUGAAGUUCGCUGUGGUGCAGAUCGACACGGCCCGGGAGCUAGAGGACGCCGACUUCCUCCUGGAGAGCUACCUGAACCUGGCGCGCAGCAAUGAGAAGUUGUGUGAGUUCCACAAGACCAUCUCCUACUGUAAGACCUGCCUGGGUCUGCCAGGCACCAGGGCAGGUGCCCAGCUCGGGGGCCAGGUCAGCCUGAGCAUGGGCAAUGCCUUCCUGGGCCUCAGCCUCUUCCAGAAGGCCCUGGAGAGCUUCGAGAAGGCCCUGCGCUAUGCCCACAACAACGAUGACGCCAUGCUGGAGUGCCGUGUUUGCUGCAGCCUGGGCAGCUUCUAUGCCCAGGUCAAGGAUUACGAGAAAGCCCUCUUCUUCCCAUGCAAGGCGGCUGAGCUCGUCAACGACUAUGGGAAAGGCUGGAGCCUCAAGUACCGGGCCAUGAGCCAGUACCACAUGGCUGUGGCCUAUCGCUUGCUGGGCCACCUGGGCAGUGCCAUGGAGUGCUGUGAGGAGUCUAUGAAGAUUGCUCUGCAGCACGGGGACCGGCCGCUGCAGGCACUUUGCCUGCUCUGCUUUGCUGACAUCCACCGCAGCCGAGGCGACCUGGAGACAGCCUUCCCCAGGUACGACUCUGCCAUGAGCAUCAUGACCGAGAUUGGAAACCGCCUGGGGCAGGUGCAGGUGCUGCUGGGUGUGGCCAAGUGCUGGGUGGCCCGCAAGGCCCUGGACAAGGCUCUGGAUGCCAUUGAGAAAGCCCAGGACCUGGCUGAAGAAGUGGGGAACAAGCUGAGCCAGCUCAAGCUGCACUGCCUGAGCGAGGGCAUCUACCGCAGCAAGGGUCUGCAGCGGGAGCUGCGCGCCCAGGUCGUGCGCUUCCACGAGUGCGUGGAGGAGACGGAGCUGUACUGCGGCCUGUGUGGAGAGUCCAUCGGAGAGCGCAACAGCCGCCUGCAGGCCCUGCCCUGCUCGCAUAUCUUCCACCUUAGGUGUCUGCAGAACAACGGGACGCGGAGCUGCCCCAACUGCUGUCGAUCCUCCAUGAAACCUGGCUUCGUGUGACCCUGGGCUUCCACCUGGCCUCCUGGGUCCCUUCCCCACUGUCACGAGGGAGGCCCCUCACCAGCCUGGACACAGUGCCCUGCGCUGCUCCUCUAGGCUGCCCAAAACACCUCUUUGUACUUUGCUCUUUAUAGAAAAAUAAACCAUUUGUGCC